CCCCGCCCCCUCGCCGCGGCCGCCGGAGAGGCCCGGGCCGGAGUUUGCGGAGGGCCGAGCCAGGCACGCGCAGGGCGACGGCGCGCUCAGGUGAGGAAACUGAGGCCCCAUGAAGUGAAGUGACUUACCCACGGCCGCGUGGCUGGUCAUUUGGCUGCUGUCUUGACAAGGCUCUGCCGGGCGAGGGCAGACCAGAGGCCCCAGGAGGCAGCCUGUGGUGUGGAUCUCCUGGGUGUACCCCCACUUCUCCCUGCUCAUGCCGCUGGGACUGGGGCGGCGGAAAAAGGCACCACCCCUGGUGGAAAAUGAGGAGGCUGAGCCCGGCCGUGGCGGGCUGGGCGUGGGGGAGCCGGGGCCCCUGGGCGGAGGUGGGGCAGGGGGGCCCCAAAUGGGCUUGCCCCCCCCACCCCCGGCCCUGCGGCCCCGCCUCGUGUUCCACACCCAGCUGGCCCACGGCAGCCCCACGGGCCGCAUCGAGGGCUUCACCAACGUCAAAGAGCUAUACGGCAAGAUCGCGGAGGCCUUCCGGCUGCCAGCCGCCGAGGUGAUGUUCUGCACCCUCAACACCCACAAGGUGGACAUGGACAAGCUCCUGGGGGGCCAGAUCGGGCUGGAGGACUUCAUCUUUGCUCACGUCAAGGGGCAGCGCAAGGAGGUGGAAGUGUUCAAGUCGGAGGACGCUCUGGGGCUCACCAUCACAGACAACGGCGCUGGCUAUGCCUUCAUCAAGCGCAUCAAGGAGGGCAGCGUCAUCGACCACAUGCAGCUCAUCAGUGUGGGCGACAUGAUCGAGGCCAUUAAUGGGCAGAGCCUGCUGGGCUGCCGGCACUACGAGGUGGCCCGGCUACUCAAGGAGCUCCCCCGAGGCCGCACCUUCACCCUGAAGCUCACGGAGCCUCGCAAGGCCUUUGACAUGAUCAGCCAGCGUUCAGGGGGGGGCCGCCCCGGCUCCGGCCCACAGCUGGGCACAGGUCGAGGCACCCUCCGGCUCCGAUCCCGGGGCCCUGCCACAGUGGAGGAUCUGCCCUCCGCCUUCGAGGAGAAGGCCAUUGAAAAGGUGGAUGACUUGCUGGAGAGCUACAUGGGAAUCAGAGACACGGAGCUGGCUGCCACCAUGGUUGAGCUGGGGAAGGACAAAAGGAACCCAGACGAGCUGGCAGAGGCCCUGGAUGAACGGCUUGGUGACUUUGCCUUCCCGGAUGAGUUCGUCUUUGACGUGUGGGGUGCCAUUGGGGACGCUAAGGUUGGCCGCUACUAGGACUCCACUGGACCUCAUGUGAUCACCUGGGCCCAGCCUGGAGGGAUCCCCAGAAGGACACCAGGGCCUGGGCCCGAGUUCCCAGCCUGGGGCAGUAGCUCAGCAACCCAAGGACAAUGCGGAGCAGAGGUGGGGCCUGCCCCGGCCCCAAGCCAAUCGGUACCACCACUCUCCCUGCUUCCCAGCCCGGCUGGGGUCCCCAGCCUCCCUGUCCGGUUCCCCAUCUACCUCAGCCGGGCCAGGUGCGUAGGAGGGAUGGCCCAAUUGGGCGGCUGCCCCUGCCCCCAGCAGUCCCCACCAUGGCUGCCAGACUGGUCCCAGGGUCUCUGGGGCCUCAGGUCCUCUCUGGGGGCUGUGACCUCUCCAGGUUCCUGCUGCAGGGAAUGCAGAAGGGGGGCACCCCUUACUGCCAGCAAAUGCAAUAAUACCCUCCCUUCUGAGAGGAGCCCCUCAACCUGGAUUCUGUUACCUCCGCAUUUGAAGAGUCUGCUGUGAACCCCCACCUCCCCACACCCUCACGUCCAGGCCCCAAACCACAGCGGGAGGGAGGGACUUUGUAUCUGAAUUUGCGUCUGGAACAUAAAGAAUCUAUCUGCUA
Molecule: messenger RNA, 1856 nt
Organism: Ictidomys tridecemlineatus (thirteen-lined ground squirrel)
Lineage: Eukaryota; Metazoa; Chordata; Mammalia; Rodentia; Sciuridae
Gene: Gipc1
Product: GIPC PDZ domain containing family member 1
Molecular function (GO): protein binding
Source: RefSeq, a predicted model, not a curated record